Molecule: messenger RNA, 2055 nt
Organism: Colletotrichum navitas
Lineage: Eukaryota; Fungi; Ascomycota; Sordariomycetes; Glomerellales; Glomerellaceae
Product: high-affinity methionine permease
Exons: 5
Coding region: 1-2055 (684 amino acids)
Biological process (GO): amino acid transmembrane transport
Cellular component (GO): membrane
Molecular function (GO): L-amino acid transmembrane transporter activity
Source: RefSeq, a predicted model, not a curated record
AUGAAUGACUUCCCGAGCUCGGCGGACUUCUACCGGGACGAGCCCCGUGGCAUCGAAGACAGUUCAACCCACAGCGACAUCGAUAGUGUCAUUGGUGGCAUCGGGAAUGGCAUCGUCACUCAUGCGCCCAAAGAGGGCUUCCGCUUGGGUUAUUUCGAUGUUAGCUGUCUGGUCAUCAACCGGAUGAUUGGCACCGGCAUCUUCAUGUCGCCUAAGCGAGUGAUGGAGGGCACCGGGAGCGUCGGCGCCAGCCUGCUCUUGUGGUUUGCCGGCAUCAUCUACUGCCUCUGUGGCACCCACGUAUACAUCGAGUACGGCAUGAACGUCCCUCGAUACAUAAUCGACGGAGUCGAGAGCUCGGUGCCGCGAUCCGGGGGCGACCUUGUCUACCUCCAAUACGUCUUCCGCAAGCCCGCCUAUCGGAAAAACACCAUUCUCUUGUCGACCUGCAUCUUUGGCAUAAGCUUCAUCGUCCUCGGGAACAUGGCCGGCAACUGCAUCCAUUUCGCACUUCGCGUUCUCGAGGCCGCCGGCUUCGAUAAGCCCGAAAACGGCCCAGUCCGCGGCAUUGCCCUCGCCGCCGCCACCUUUUCGUGCAGUGUUCAUGCUCUCAGCCGUCGCUUUGGCAUUCUGCUAAACAACACCCUGGCCAUGAUGAAGAUUAUGAUUAUGCUGCUCAUCAUCGUUGCUGCCAUCGUCGUGGGAGCCGGUGGGUUUCCGGCGACCAAAAACGUCAUCGCCGACAACACGUCGCCAAAGAACUCGUUCAGAGACGCGUCGAAAGAAGCCAACGGCUAUGCCCAGGCAUUUCUCGCUAUAAUAUUCACCUUUUCUGGGUUCGAGCAGCCAAACUACGUCCUCGGAGAGAUCAGCCGGCCUAGGAAGAAGUUUCCGAUCGCCAUGAGGGCCGGCGUGGGUGUUGUUGUGGUGUUGUACCUCGCCGUCAACAUCUGCUACUUGGUAGUCGUUCCCAAGGACGAGCAGGCUCUGUACAACGUUGCUCAGCGGUUCUUCCAGCUCACCUUUGGAUCGCUGGGCUCGGCCGAUGCCGCGAAUAACGGCACGGGUUUCCGCAUCUUCAACGCCGUUCUCGCUGUUUCUUCCAUGGGCAACAUCAUUGUCAUGACAUAUACAGCCGCCCGCGUGAAGCAAGAGAUUGCGAAGGAGGGAAUCCUGCCUUGGCCAAAGUUCUUCGCCCAGAACACGGACAUGAGCAUCGGUCGGCUGAUCAGGUGGUUCCAGAAGAAAGGCUGGUUCGUCUCGCUCCAUCGGAUUCGGUGGCUCUCCCCGGAGCAUCAUACCGAGAGGACGCCCGUUGGUGCCCUGGUACUCCAUUUUGUCAGCUGCGUCAUACUCAUCUUCGCGACGUACGGCAUACAGCCGACCACGGCAUACACCUUGCUUACGUCGCUGAGCGCGUACGUCAUCAACGCCUUCAUGGGGACCUUUCUGGGUUUGGGUAUCCUCAUCCUGCGCUUCCGAGGACCACCCAGGACCGUCGCCGAAGAUGACGCCUCAACCAACGGACGGGACUCGCAGCCGCUGACCUGGGCGGAAAUGACGGGGAAGCGAUUCCGGCCCUCCUUGUCUGUCUUUUGCGCCCUCGUGUACACGUGCGGAGGCCUCUUCCCGGUAAUAACCAACUGGGUUCCUCCGGGGACCUUGUCCGCGACGCUCAAGCCAUGGUACUUGCUCCCUACCGUUUCGUGGAUCAUCAUCGGCAUCGGCGCCGCUUGGUUCCUAGGUUUCGUGCUCGUCGCACGCUACAUCGAAAGAAAGGAUCACAGUGAGUUCGUGGUGGAGAAGAGGCCGGAAUUCGAGCCGGCUGACGGCAGUAACCGAAAUCCUGAGGCCGCUGGCACCGGAAUUGACCUCAUCCAGGUGCAUGAGACGGUGUAUCUCAGCUGGGUCGGUAAGGAAGCGCUUCGUUCGAGGCGGCCGGUCUUUGAAGACUCUAAACAUGCGGAUGGAGCUGUGAGGGAGGUUCCCAUGUCUCCCUAUGCGGGCACCGACUUUGCUGCCUUCAUGUCAAAUCAGACGGCACCCGAUAGGUGA